Messenger RNA from Gymnogyps californianus (California condor), 988 nucleotides. Its product is annotated as vacuolar protein sorting-associated protein 29-like. Gene Ontology annotation, biological process: retrograde transport, endosome to Golgi; intracellular protein transport. The record is from RefSeq and is a predicted model, not a curated record. Lineage: Eukaryota; Metazoa; Chordata; Aves; Accipitriformes; Cathartidae. The coding region runs from base 29 to 574 and encodes 181 amino acids. Gene Ontology annotation, cellular component: endosome; retromer complex. The transcript is spliced from 4 exons.
GGUGACCGGAGCUGGGCGGAGGAGCAGGAUGUUGGUGUUAGUGUUAGGGGACCUGCACAUCCCACACAGGUGCAGUGGUCUACCGGUGAAGUUCAAGAAGCUGCUGGUUCCAGGAAAGAUUCAGCACGUCUUGUGUACAGGAAACCUCUGCACCAAGGAGAGCUAUGAUUACCUCAGGACUCUGGCUGGGGACAUCCACGUUGUUAGGGGGGACUCUGAGAGCCUGAAUUAUCCUGAAGAGAAGGUUGUAACUGUCGGGCAGUUCAGAAUCGGGCUGAUUCACGGCCAUCAAGUUAUUCCCUGGGGUGAUGUGGCCAGCCUGGCACUGCUGCAGAGGCAGCUGGAUGUGGACAUUCUCAUCUCAGGACACACGCACAGAUUUGAAGCAUUUGAACAUGAAAACAAAUUCUACAUCAACCCGGGAUCAGCUACAGGAGCCUACAGUGCUUUGGAAAUGAACAUCAUCCCUUCAUUUGUACUGAUGGAUAUCCAGGCUUCCACAGUUGUGACUUAUGUAUACCAACUAAUUGAGGAUGAUGUGAAAGUAGAAAGAAUUGAGUUCAAGAAGUACUGAAUCAUGUUCAAACCUGCUUGUUGACUUCUCACCGCCUUUCAUUCCUUCUCUGUCCAGUUAAGCGGAGGCAGGCCACGGGGGGUGCUGCUGCUGCGGCGUGUUGGACUGUAAAGCGGCCACAACGCUUUCUUGCUUUUGAGCUUGUAAAAAAACGUUAGUCUUGGUUCCCAACCAGAACCUGGAGCAGAUGAAACUGCUGAUUAAGAGAGAGAGGCCUGUGGAAAAUAUCCUGUGUCUAAGGAGGAGCUGCCGUGUUCCUGGCCUAAGGGAGUCACAGAGGGUGGUGGUAGCUUGGCAUUGAACCUCUUCUGUAAAAUGACCAUAGAAUAAUAAAUCCCUGUCUUCAUGUGUCUGGGUCCUACUCAUUAUGCUUCUAAAAGCUGAAGGGGGGCUGCAAUUUGGUGUGAGGGGGCU